UCCAUUCAACGCAAUGUAUGCCAAACUUGUAGAGUAGGGAUAGCCUUAUAUGCCUUUCCUGGAGUGCCAUAAAUAGUGAUAGCAUUUCCAUUGACAUUAAAACAACUUUUCAUUCAUCAAAACAUUUAAGUUAAACACAAUUACUGCCAAACAAUGGAUGAUAUAUUCAAUUGGUGUAGAGAUGGUAACGCUUUCCAAGUGAGGGUAUGGCUGGACGACACCACCCACGACAUGAACCAGGGUGAUGACCACGGCUUUAGUCCUCUGCAUUGGUCGGCGUUCGCGGGCCGGGGAGGUCUGGUGGAUAUGUUGAUCGCAAAGGGCGCCCGUAUUAACGCCACAAACAUGGGGGACGACACCUGCCUCCACUUGGCCUCAGCGCAGGGACACAAGGAUGUGGUCCACCAACUGCUCAGACAUAAGGCUGACAUAAACGCGGUGAACGAACAUGGAAACACUGCCCUCCACUACGCCUGCUUCUGGGGCUACCAAAGCAUUGCUGAAGAACUCAUCACUUCCGGUGCUUUGGUUAAUAUAAGCAAUAAAUACGGCGAAACCCCGUUAGACAAGUGCAGGGGUCAGAUGCAACAGCGCCUCCACGAGUUGGCCGCCGAGUUGGGUCAAGACGUGACCAAAAAGAUCCCCUAUAAGGACCAGUCCUGGUUGGGCACAAAGUCCCGUUCCCGUGACGCCACGCUAUCCCGGUAUUCAGGGCUCACUCUCCAAGAGCUUCAUCUCCAGCACAAGAUAUCGUCGACGCCGUCCGGCGAGACCUGGAGAGGUGUUUGGCAGCGAAAUAAUAGCGAGAUUUGUGCCAAAUUUGUGGCUGUCGUCGGGGAAAUGGCGCCCAGAAUUCCGCGCGACUUCUCCGAGGAGUUCCCAAGACUUCGCAUCUUUUCGCACCCGAAUGUACUGCCAGUCAUUGGUUGCGUGAAUUCGCCGCCAAAUCUGGUUGUCGUCAACCAACACAUGCAAUACGGAAGCCUAUAUCAAGUCCUCCACGAGGGCACCGGUAUUGUGGUCGACACGCAUAAGGCGCUCAAGUUUGCCAUUGAUAUCGCCCGGGGAAUGGCGUUCUUGCAUACACUGAAUCCACUCAUACCUCGUCUCUACUUAUCAUCGAAACACGUUAUGAUCGACGAGGACCUGACUGCCCGGAUCAAUAUGGCGGACGCCAAGUUCUCGUUCCAGGAGCGCAAUAAGGUGUAUAACCCGGCGUGGAUGGCACCGGAAGCCCUCCAGAAAAAGCACACCGACAUCAACGUGAAGGCUGCGGACAUGUGGUCGUUCGCCGUACUCUUGUGGGAGUUGGCCACCCGUCAGGUGCCCUUCGCUGACCUCUCGCCCAUGGAGAUCGGCAUGAAGGUAGCGCUCGAGGCCUUAAGGGUCACCAUUCCUCCCGGUGUGUCGCCACACAUGGCCCGACUGAUCCGCAUCUGCAUGAAUGAGGAGCCGGGAAAGAGACCGUCCUUUGAUCAGGUGAUCCCUAUCCUCGACAAAAUGAAACAGUCGUAACGGUGGGCACCGGGAUCUCAACCCGAUACAAGUGUUCAACAUUUUGUGUUCAACUCUCUAUGCAUUUAAUAUAUAAUCAAAAAGUUUUUAACAGUUUUAAUAAUUUAUAAAACGAUAACAUGUUUUUAAAAAUA
Messenger RNA from Oppiella nova, 1649 nucleotides. The record is from the annotation of a GenBank genome assembly. NCBI's taxonomy places the organism in Eukaryota, Metazoa, Arthropoda, Arachnida, Sarcoptiformes, Oppiidae.